This is a messenger RNA of Numida meleagris (helmeted guineafowl), 1552 nucleotides long. RefSeq lists its product as uncharacterized. The transcript has 7 exons. Lineage: Eukaryota; Metazoa; Chordata; Aves; Galliformes; Numididae. The record is from RefSeq and is a predicted model, not a curated record. The coding region runs from base 1 to 1032 and encodes 343 amino acids.
AUGUUGAAAAGUAAACUCGGUGGAUACAAAGGGAAGAAGGAGAUGCACAGAGAACUGGCUCAGAAACAGAGCUCAACAGGCUACGGAGGGAAGGAGGGCAGUGAAGACCUGGCAAGCCGGUCCCCGGCCCACCUCGGUGAUCACGUCGUGCAGGUAGCGGAAGGGCGGCUUACUCAGCAGCCGAUCCGUCAAGGGCGGCUUGCGGAUCACUUGGCCCAAGCACUCCUGCGUCCGUCGUACCACCGCCUCGUUCAUAGCGACGGCGGGGCCGGGGCCGCCGCCGCCGCCGCCGCCCCCGCCGGCUGCGAGCAUUCCCGUCCUGCCUCGCGGCGCAGCGCCCCUCACUGCGCAGGCUCGAAGCCGCAGCACGCGGCUGCUAGGCACCGCGCGGCCCUAGCAACCGGCUUCGCCGACAUCUUAGGCCCUGCCGUCAGGGCCGCCCGCCGCCCUCGCAUCUCGGGGGGAAAAGUGUGCCGCUUGAGUUGCAAGAAACCACUGAUGGUUAUUCACCGCUUAGAAGAGUGUCCUUACAGCCAACAGCUUAGAGGAAAGCAUUUGCAUCUAGCCCAGAGAGCCAGCAGAUGGCCCAGGAGGACUUCCACAUGCUUAAUCUGGUGGUUUUGUAAAGCACCACCACAGUUCCCACCACAGUUCCUUCUUGGAGAGAAGGCGAAGAGACUUCCAUACACACACUUACCGCUAUGGAAACACCAUUCUGUAUACUUCAACCACAAUCCCCCUAUGACAGUUCAAGCUGAUCUAACCGGCAAAUAUGGGAACAGGAUGUAUGCUUACAAACCAGAAGACAUUUUGAUCUUUCUACAGAUGUGGGGAUCUUUCCUUUCCAGUUGCUUCUGCACACAGAACUUUGAACAAGAGGCACCACUGAUCUGCACAGAGACUGGAGGCAGCAGCCCUGGAAGUGCUGAGAAACACAGCAAAGCACACAUGAGCCAUCCUCAGUCCUUCCUUCAGAGAUAUUUCACAGAGAAGCUACAUUCACAAGAACUCCAUGCAUCCCACACACAAUAGAUGCACAGAGAACCAACUGAUUAGGAAGCAACCAAGAGUUCCAAAGACAUCUGUGAAAACACUGGGACUGCAGCAGUGGCCAUCUGGCUCACUUUGUGAUAUUUGAUUAUGAACCGUAUCUGAACAUUAACUAGACUUGGCAUCUUAUCUUUUACUUCUUUUAUACCGUUGGUCAAACAGGAGCUGAAGCAGUGGUACUUGCAAACAGCAUUCAAUAAAGGAGAGAUGAUGGGAGUCCACUGCCUGGCUGUAAUACAGAUCUUGUCAGGGAUCUUUAUCAAUACUUUGUCUUUUGCAUUUGUCUGCAUGCAGAGCUGUGCUACUCACUCCCUCUUGACCACAUAUCAGUCAGUAAAAGGAAGAACAGUUCAGUUGUUAGCUUUCUAAAUAAGUCCCUGUGUGAUCUUUCUUCCUUCUUGGUGUUUGUACAAGUGAAACACAAAGAGACAAGUCAAAUAGACAUCUGUAAAUCACUCUUUAUUUUGCAAAGAACACUUGAAAAAUAAAGAUGAAAAGUUUA